Molecule: messenger RNA, 873 nt
Organism: Dreissena polymorpha
Lineage: Eukaryota; Metazoa; Mollusca; Bivalvia; Myida; Dreissenidae
Exons: 5
Coding region: 75-524 (149 amino acids)
Molecular function (GO): calcium ion binding
Source: RefSeq, a predicted model, not a curated record
GUAUCGGCUUGACGUACUUACAUCAGAUACGAUAGUUUCACGCUCACCUUCGAAACGCCGCGAGAUUUUCACCAAUGGCGGGAACGGUAACGAAAAAGCAAGCUGAGGGCUACUGGAAGAAGUAUAACAAGGAUGGCAACGAUGUGCUUACAGUGGAGGAGGUGAAGCAAUGCCUCCAGGAGGUCUACGACACCGUCGAUGACUUCGAUGUCAAUGAGAAGUUCGCUUUCUUUGGCCAGAAGGAAGCGAAAGCGUUGACAAAGGAGGAGUUUUUGGCAGGGAUGCUGCGCACAGACAAGUGUACAUCACUGGAACAACAGUUUAAAGCCAUGGACAAAGACGGUAGCGGAAGUCUCAGCAAGGAGGAACUGGAGUCAGGCCUGACAGGUCAAGGUUUUGACCGUGAACAAGCAAAGGUCAUCCUAGAGGAGCUAGAAUUUGACAGCGACGGGAAAUACAACAUCAAAGAAUUCUUGGAGACUGUGGCAUUCAGUGAAAUGUUUACAAAAACAUACAAGUGCUAACAGAUAUGACUGAAUAUGUUAUUAUGUACUUUUAUGCUUGAUUACAUUAUUAUAUGCAAAGAACAUGGACUGUAGUGUUUUUUUUGCAACUACAAUAACAGAUUGUUGGUAAAGAGUUUAUUCCAAUAAUUCAUAUUUUUAAAAUAAUUUUUAAACAAAUAAUCAUGAAUUAAUGUGAAAGAUUAGUUAUAUAUUUAUCAAAAAUAUCUGAACAAAGAAUUAAUAAGAAACUUCAUUGAAAGUGUAAUGCAUUCACAAAUAUCUGGUUGUAAACAAGAAUAAAUAGACUUUUAAUAAAAUUUAUAACAAAACUAACAAAUACAAUAAUAAUAAAUGGUAUAUAACAAGA